Messenger RNA from Seminavis robusta, 2886 nucleotides. The record is from the annotation of a GenBank genome assembly. Lineage: Eukaryota; Bacillariophyta; Bacillariophyceae; Naviculales; Naviculaceae.
AUGACGACCUCUAGCACCCGCAAUGGGAGUGUCGCCAGCCACAGUCACUACAGCCAAGGCACGGAGCACCGAGGUCUUGACGCAGCGCAAAAGAAGGGCGAGAAGAAUGUCUGCAUCUCCCGUUCCGUCUUUAUAUUGGGUCUGCUUGUCUUGGGAGCUGGAAUCAGUGUGGCUGCCUACUUUAUCCUACGACAAGCCGAACAGAGCCAGGCGCAAGUGCGACUCGAAGCCAUCUCGGACCGCGCGUUGACGACUUCCCGCGAAAUCGUUCAGCGCAAACGACUCGGGGCCAUCAGUAUGGCCGACACCGUGGCGUGGAUACAAUCCAAUGCCACCGACUGGCCGUUUGUCACCGUAGAUGGAUACGAACCCAUGGCGAACAACAUUAUUGCCACCAGCAAGGCACGAACGCUGGGAUUGUGUCCCUUUGUAUACCCGAAGCAAAAACUCAUUUUCGAAGACUUUGCCUACGACUUUUUGCACGUGAAUCGAAAACCACAUCCAUGGGACAACACCACCGCGGUGUCCAGUUUCGGAAAGGGCAUUUGGAAGAAAACUAAAAAGUCACCUGACGUACCCGAUGGAAGACUCCCAGUCCCUUCAGAUGCAAACAACACGUGGGGAUCCCCCAAUCGAGUUUUUGCUCCCAUUCUGCAGCAUUCAACCGGGGACAAGGCUCCAGUCUUGCUCUUGAAUGUCAACUUUGAACCCACGAGGGGAGUCAUGGUCGACGAUUUGAUUCAAUGCAGUCGAGAACGAGCACUCAUGCCAGACCCGUCGCAAGUGCGAUGCGGAGUUCUCACCGAUAUGCUCAAUCUAGCCAGUCAACAGGAGGGAAGUGGACCCGAUGCCAUCAUGAUGGAGCCAAUAUACCCGGCGCAAGAUCCUCGAACACUCGUGGGAUUCAUUGUAUCCUCCAUUGUCUGGAGGGAAGCUUUGGAAAAUGUCUUUUCGGAUGAUGUAAGUGGAAUUGAUUGUGUCCUACGAACGCCCAAGGAAGUCUUUACGUUUGGUGUCCAGGAAGGAGAAGCGUUUGUCAAGGGACAAGGUGAUCUACACGACCCUCUCUACAACAAUUACAUGGCAGACAUUGAAAUCGUCACGCAAGGAGACUUUUCCAACACAUCGGCAGUCUACACCUUCGAAAUAUAUCCAACCAGCGAUUUCUUUGACUCCCACUACACAAACAAUGCCAUCAUCGGGUUGGUAGGAGCCCUCGCGAUUAUACUCGUUAUCAGCGGGCUCUUCUAUAUGUAUGACUGCUUCGUACGCCAAGAGUUCGACCAUAAUAAGGAACUUCUAGAAGCCAAGCGUCGAUUUGUGAGAUUUGUCAGUCACGAGGUGCGGACUCCGUUGAAUACUGUGUGCAUGGGCCUGACACUGUUGCAAGAGGACAUUCGAGGGCAUUCGGGAAGAACCUUGUUGUCGCCGCAUUUGACAGAAACUCAGCGGUUGAUAGCCAAGCAACAGGAAGAAGCCAAUCUACCAAAGUCCAUCGAGGUGAAACAGGAGGACGCCACUGAAUGGAUCAACUUAUCGGAGGAAGUGCUGGGAAACACGCAGGCUGCUGUGAAUGUGUUGAAUGAUCUACUCAACUAUGAUAAGAUCCAACGGGGAAAGCUCAGUUUGGAAUUUACGGUAAUACCCAUUUGGGUGUUGGUAGAGAAGACCGUCAAAGAGUUCAAACUGAUGGCAGCUGAAAAGGAAAUCACCUUGAAGCUACUCUUUGCCAACGCCCUGGUCGGCGCACCACCCGAGAAGGAAGAAGCACCGACUACUGCUUCAUGCCUGCGCAAAGACAUUCUUUCACAGGUAGUCGUGGGUGAUGUUGGUCGCAUAUCGAUGCUGCUUCGGAAUCUCAUUUCUAAUGCACUCAAGUUUACUCCACAAAAGGGGAAUUUGACGGUGCAAGUCGAUGCAACGGAUAAGUUAGACAUCCACCAGCCCCGAUCCACGAGCAUGAGUUUCGGACGUGGACAGUCUCGUUCGGGAAGCAUGAACAACCGAAAACAGAGCAAUGCCGACUCGUUGAAGCAUUUUGAUCUAGCCGACGGCGAUCAAAUCGCUCUUCCUCCACGUGGAUACAUUGAUAUCAGGGUCAUCGAUACGGGUGUGGGGAUGACGGAGGCUCAACUCAAGACAGUAUUCCAUGAUGGCGUGCAGUUCGGGGCCAACAAACUUCAGGGAGGUGGCGGCUCGGGGUUGGGCAUGUUUAUCGCGAAAUCCAUUGUGGAACAACACGAAGGGGCGCUGGACGUAACUUCGGAGGGGUUAGGACAUGGCACGACCUUCAUCGCAAAGCUGCCUCUCUUCUACGAUCCUCCAUCGCAGCAGCCGCAGGCUGACAACAGUGAAGACUCGAUUCCACCUCCAAUCUACGUUGGAGCCCAACAACCUGCACCUCAGGAGUUCUUUCCACAACGAAUUCUUGUGGUUGACGAUGCCGCGCCCAAUCGCAAGCUCCUGGUCCGAUUACUUCAAAAAAGAGGCCAUACAUGUGAUGACGCUGAAGAUGGACAGCAAGCUGUAAAAUUGGUGAGGAAUGCGCGGAAUUGUCCCUACGACACGGUAUUGCUCGAUCAUGAAAUGCCAGUAAUGAGUGGCCCAUCUGCAUGCAGGGCUAUGCGGGAGAUGGGAUGUUCCAGUUUUGUGGCCGGGGUGACUGGAAAUCUGUUGCCAGAGGAUGUGCAGCAUUUCAAGCAUUGUGGGGCCAACGCGGUACUGCCCAAGCCAUUCAAGAUGUCCAGCCUGGAGCAAUUGUGGAUAGAAUACGGCGUCAACGGUAGAGACCCCGAUUGCAACGAAGACGACAAAUCGGCUCAGCUCGGUAACGACAGUGAAGCACAAGUGGCAGUCUCAUUCAACAUGGAGCACAUGGAAGCAUGA